Molecule: messenger RNA, 204 nt
Organism: Symbiodinium sp. CCMP2592
Lineage: Eukaryota; Dinophyceae; Suessiales; Symbiodiniaceae
Source: the annotation of a GenBank genome assembly
AUGACCAUGGCUUCUUGGCGAGACAGUGCCUUUCGGGGAAAUCUUUCCAAUGACAUCCGUGAAAUUUGUGAUCGCCUUCGCGACUCGAUCCGCACAGAUCUCCAGAGGCAGCUGAACGAGAAGAAGGACUCGCGUGCAGACAUCUGGAAAGAGCACCUGACGCUGCAAGAUGUCGGAGCCGCCAGACUCAACCGAAUUGGAUGA